Manis pentadactyla (Chinese pangolin) is the source of this 3980-nucleotide messenger RNA. It is a transcript of the gene PGAP4, whose product is annotated as post-GPI attachment to proteins GalNAc transferase 4. The coding region runs from base 213 to 1424 and encodes 403 amino acids. Gene Ontology annotation, biological process: GPI anchor biosynthetic process. The record is from RefSeq and is a predicted model, not a curated record. Gene Ontology annotation, cellular component: Golgi membrane. NCBI's taxonomy places the organism in Eukaryota, Metazoa, Chordata, Mammalia, Pholidota, Manidae. Gene Ontology annotation, molecular function: glycosyltransferase activity. The transcript is spliced from 2 exons.
CCAGAGCCGAGCCGCUGGGGGAAGCGAGGCAUCUGUGCGCCCCCCAAGCGCGCUGCGCCCGUUCCUCCGGGGCCUGGGAGUCCGGCGAUGGCUCCUUCAUGGGGAUGAGCCAGCCGACCCAGGCGCCACCAGAGGGUUUCACUCACGCUGAUCUCGGCCCACAUUCCAGGAUGACUUAUUCUUGGGACCAGACCUGACCAGAAGUGGACCUCAUGAGCACAUCUGCCCCUCCAGCUGCCAUGCUCCUGCGGAGGCUGCGGAGGCUCUCCUGGGGCAGCACUGCUGUCCAACUCUUCAUCUUGACGGUGGUGACGUUUGGCCUGCUGGCCCCUCUGGCCUGUCACCGGCUUCUGCACUCUUACUUCUACCUGCGCCAUUGGCACCUGAACCAGAUGAGCCAAGAGUUCCUGCAGCAAAGCUUGAAAGAGGGGGAAGCUGCCCUCCACUACUUUGAGGAGCUGCCCUCUGCCAACGGCUCGGUGCCCAUCGUCUGGCAGGCCACUCCCCGCCCCUGGCUGGUCAUCACCAUCAUCACCGUGGACAGGCAGCCUGGCUUCCACUACGUCUUGCAGGUGGUGUCCCAGUUCCACCGCCUUCUGCAACAAUGUGGCCCGCAGUGUGAGGGGCACCAGCUCUUCUUGUGCAACGUGGAACGUAGUGUGAGCCAUUUUGAUGCCAAGCUUCUGUCCAAGUACGUUCCUGUGGCCAACCGCUAUGAGGGCACUGAAGACGAUUAUGGCGAUGACCCUUCAACCAACUCAUUUGAGAAAGAGAAGCAGGACUAUGUCUAUUGCCUGGAAUCUUCCCUGCAGACCUACAACCCAGAUUAUGUCCUGAUGGUAGAAGAUGAUGCUGUUCCAGAGGAGCAGAUCUUCCCCGUCUUGGAGCACCUUCUGCGGGCUCGCUUCUCCGAGCCGCACCUCAAAGAUGCCCUUUAUCUAAAGCUCUAUCAUCCCGAGAGGCUCCAGCACUACAUCAACCCAGAGCCCAUGCGGAUUCUGGAGUGGGUCGGUGUGGGCAUGUUGCUGGGGCCCUUGCUAACCUGGAUAUACAUGCGGUUUGCCAGCCGUCCGGGGUUUAGCUGGCCGGUCAUGCUCUUCUUCUCCCUGUAUAGCAUGGGUCUGGUAGAACUGGUGGGCCGGCACUACUUCCUGGAGCUGCGGCGACUGAGUCCUUCCCUGUACAGCGUGGUCCCUGCUUCAGAGUGCUGCACCCCAGCCAUGCUCUUCCCUGCCCCUGCGGCCCGCCGGACCCUCACCUACCUGUCCCAGGUGUACUGCCACAAGGGCUUCGGCAAGGACAUGGCACUGUACUCACUGCUGAGGGCCAAGGGGGAGCGGGCCUAUGUGGUGGAGCCCAAUCUCGUGAAACACAUCGGGCUGUUCUCCAGCCUGCGGUACAACUUCCACCCCAGCCUACUCUAGCAUGCCAAGAAAUGCCUUUCUGAAGUGGCCAUUCAAACAUUGAGCUCUUUUCUUGGACAUGGUUACUUGUGGAUAUUUCAUUGUUCAGUGUUGUAGGGAUGUGGGCACUGGGACAGCUGAGCGACAUACAAGUCCAGAACCUUGGCUUCGGUUACAGGCAGGAGCAGCAGGUCUCCACAGGUCCAGACCUCGCUCCCUCCACACAGCCACACUGCCUCAUGCAGCCUGACCCACCUACUGAGAGGGCUUUACAUACCAGUUACAUUAUCUGAUUGUUUCAGCUCUCCUUUAUCGUAGAGCUCUUGACUGCCAAAAAAACUGUGUACAGUGAUGUGUCUAUUGUAGGAAUUUAAGGGUAGCAUUUGGUGAAAGGUGAGAGCCUUUUGAUUAAUUUCUUUCUCACUGGGCAUGAGAAUGGAUGUAUAUUUGGAGUAUAUGUCCAAAGAGGCAGGGUCAUGUUGAUAGAUUCCAUUUGUUUCCUUGACCUGGUGUAAUCAAAGCCGUGUGGUGCCAGCGUCUUAGAGGCAGGACAUCUGGCUUCUGUUAGCUGGCAUUUUCCUUUCCACACAUCUGUGGUGCACUGAUAAUCAGUAUUGUUAGUGAAAGCUUCAAGGCACAGCAAGAUCUGGGAGUGCCUUCUGGGUUGUCGAAGUCAGAUUAUGUUCAGUAGUAAUUUAAUAUUUAAUAUUUCUAUCAUAUUCUGAUUAUUUGAAAAUUGGAUUUUGCAGAAUGAUAAAGAAUGGGUGAGUUCUUUGCUAAUAGCGUAACUUUUCCCUAACUUUGCCGGCUAACCACACACCCUCAUUUCUCUUCUUCAAGGUAGUAUGAAGUUACAGAAGAAAAAGCGUGGACUGUGGAGUCAGAAGACCUGAAUUUUUAUGUCCGACCUCUGCCAUGUGCUAGUAAUGUAAACUUGGGCAAGUCAUAACCACUUUGAGUCUCAGUUUCUUCACCUGUAAAAUGGAGACAGUGAUGCCAACCUUUUAAACUUGCCUUGAGGAUAAAAUGACAAUGUAUGUAAAACACCUAGCAAGUGCUUACCCCACAGGAAGUGCUGGUCAAAUAUUAGUUCUUUUCUCCCCUGUAAUAAGCACAAAAACUCGAAUAUAUUUUGAAUGAAGAUCUUACUGAUACUGUGUAAAGUAUGAGGUAGGGCAUAGGGCUGACGCUCUGGAGCAGCCAUUUCAGGACCAAACCCCGCUGGCAUAAAGGCUGACUUUUCCCUGUGACUUUGACGGGUAUGCAGCUCAGCUUUCAUCUAGCCCCGCCUCCAGCCAAGCCACAAAAUACUGUUCACUCAAACUGGAGAUGAUCUGAGACUCCUCUUGAGCUGAGUCCCAGACCAGCUUUUCUCAAAAGUUACAAAUAAAUGUCCUUUGAUGAAACUUAUCAAGCCAGUGGCCAGCAAGCCCCUUAUGAGGAUGGGUGAUUGUACCUGUUUCCAUGCCACGACUUCCGUUUGCUUUUGAAUUCCCACAUGAGCUCCCUUUGCUUUUCCACCCAUGAACUCUGAGAAGGUGUUGGGGCUCCUCACCAGGCAGAUGAACAGACUGAGGCCCAGAGAUGUUAGACCACUUCUCCAGGUUCACACUGCUGAACAGCCACAGAGCCAGGUCUGGAAUGUAGCUCUUCUGACUUCCGGUCCCUGUACUUUUUUUUUAACCACAUCUAUGUAGUCAAAUUCUUUUUUGUAAAAUCUGAUGGUAACCUGGACUGUAUGCUAAGAUGGUGGAAACUCAUUGUCAUGUUGGUCAUGUUAGUGUGUGUUGUGUUGUUCUCGUGAGCUGUCUGUAUCUCCUGGAAUGUCCAAAGUGAUCAGAGUUAUUAGAGGACUUAGUGAGAUGUUCGAUUCUACUCCUUCCUUCUGCCCCUCCCAGGAACUGUUACAUCCUCAUGUUUGAGAACAGCAACACCCCCAACCUAGAACUCUAAAAUUAGAGUUUGUUGCAUUCAUGAUUGGAUCUCCUCAUGAAAAUUUGUCGGUUAAUAACAGAAGAAUCACAUCCAAACUAGCCAAGCCCAAGAUAGGGAAUCAUUGCUGGUUUACAUUUCUGCUCUUUCUAAAUCAGUUGUCUACUGCAUGCAGACAUCCCUUCCCUUAACUCUCUCAUUCUGGAUGGCCCAGGCCAUAUUUGCCCUGUCUAAUAAUUUCAUUACCUACACACUAAGACGUCUUCCCCCCUGAUGUAACUAGAGCCUGCCAUCCUUGGACAUUUUCUGCAGAUGCAGGCUCUUCCCUUCUAUCCCCACCCAGUUCUAGAUCUUCCUCCCUUCUGUCCCUCAAGAGUCCAGUUUUUGUAUGCUGCCCUUGAUUAGGACAGCUGACAGCUUUACACCAAAGCUGAAGUCUGUCAUUUAAUCUGAAGCAAGAGGGCUAGAGGAGAAUUAAAGUCCUCCUCCCACAUCAAGGGACAUGAGUCACCAAGAGGACAAAGGUCUCGACUUUUCCCUCACCUUUCAGAGUUUAAAUCACUGUCAGGCCUAAGAAGCUCCCUAUUGCGACUAAGUGUAUUUGCAUAGACAUAUCAGUUCAAAUAAAAGCACCUGCUCCACUGA